This is a messenger RNA of Ruditapes philippinarum (Manila clam), 1177 nucleotides long. Its product is annotated as annexin A13-like. Bases 98 to 1177 code for a protein of 359 amino acids. Gene Ontology annotation, molecular function: calcium-dependent phospholipid binding; calcium ion binding. The record is from RefSeq and is a predicted model, not a curated record. Gene Ontology annotation, cellular component: cytoplasm. NCBI's taxonomy places the organism in Eukaryota, Metazoa, Mollusca, Bivalvia, Venerida, Veneridae. The transcript is spliced from 9 exons.
AAUAUUGAUUUCAUAUUUUUGAAUCAAUCUAUAUUAUGAGCGUUAUAAAAUUUAAGCCGUUGUAAACGUAAACUCUGGUGCACUUCAUAAUCUAGGAAUGGCUCUUAGAUAUUUUCAGGGAACAAUAGUCGCUCAAGAAUGUCGUCUGGACGUCGAAGCGGCCGCAAAGAAGUUACGGAAGGCCAUGAAAGGCCUGGGGACGGACGAGAAAGCAAUCAUAGAAGUACUUGGUUCCCAUAGCAACCACGAGCUUCAGUUGAUCAAGGAAUUCUAUAACCAGCACUUUUUAAGGGUCUUAGGUAAAGAUAUCCAGGAUGAACUGAGUGGACAUUUUGAAAAGUUGUGUCUGUAUUUACUGCUCCCUAGACCACACUUCCAAGCUUACUGUCUCCAUCAGGCUAUGGACGGACUAGGUACAGAUGAAACCACUCUGAUAGAAAUAUUAUGUACAUGUACAAACCAGGAAAUUGCCGAGAUCAAAGACGCGUACAGAGAACGUUUCAAGAAAGAACUUGAAGCUGACCUCGAGGGUGACACGAGCGGUCACUUCCGGUGCGUUCUUGUUGGUAUCGUACAAGGUAAUAGAAGCGAGGAACAGGUUAUUGAUCAAGCGUUGGUGAAUACAGAUGUUGAAGAAUUACUUAAGGCUGGAGUAAAGAAAAUAGGAACGGACGAAUCCGUGUUCAACAGAAUAUUGGUUCGUCGCAGUGUACCUCAUUUGCAGGCGGUGUUUGACGCAUACAAACUCAAAGACAAACAAGACAUCCUUGCAGCUAUACACUCAGAAACUAGCGGACACCUCAGGGAAACCUAUCUCGCAAUUGCUCGUUAUGUGAUAGAUCCAAUAGAUUAUUUUGCCGAAUGUUUCUACAAGUGUAUGAAAGGGGCGGGGACAGAUGACGAGCGUCUGAUGCAGCUGGUAGUUAACCAUGGCGAGAUCGACCUUAGAGACAUUGCCGAGGCAUACCUGAAGAAGUACCACAAGGGUUUGUCCCGAGCUAUACAAGAUGACACCAGCGGUGAUUAUCGUAAACUUCUUGUUAGACUGACCAAUAUUAAUGUGAUACAACAACCCCCUGUGGAACAAUUCUUAAAAAGUUUACCUACAGAUUUACAACCUCCUGUGACACAAGAUACCAUAAAUGAUUCAACAGAUGUCCAAGACACUAAAAAAUGA